GGCGGGCGGGCGCGGUAAAGGCGGCGCCGCGCGGGGGCCGCGCUCAGUCUGGCCGCCUGCGGGCUGCGCGGCGCCGCGGCCGCCCCGGAGCGCCCUGCCCAUGGGGCAGCCGAGCCGAGCCCUCGGGACUGCCCCCCGCCGCCGGGACCUGCGCUAGGGCGAUCCCGGAGACGGCAGGAUCAUUCUGAGAUGAGCCGCCUGUAACUGGGGCCGGCCUCGUUGCCAGGGCUCCCUGCCCCACGACGAUGAGGAGCCAUCUGCCGGCCUAAGAGAAAGAUCUUGCGGCGGUGGUUGUUUUAUUUUUCCCAAACGUCGCGAAAUUCCAUGUGACAGCGGAGCCGCUACCUGCACCCUCCUUGUGCCACCUCGCAGCCAAGGGCUCGGUGGGGCAGGGCCAGCAGCAUGGCGGCGAAGCAGCCCCCGCCGCUGAUGAAGAAGCACAGCCAGACCGACCUGGUGAGCAGGCUGAAGACACGCAAGAUCCUCGGCGUUGGCGGGGAGGAUGACGACGGCGAGGUCCAUCGCUCUAAGAUUAGUCAAGUACUGGGAAAUGAAAUCAAGUUUGCAGUCCGGGAACCACUGGGACUCAGGGUCUGGCAGCUUGUUUCCGCCAUCAUGUUUUCCGGGGUCGCUGUCAUGGCCCUCGCUUUCCCUGACCAGCUCUUCGAUGCCGUCUUUGAGGAGGAUUCGGUGAGCAGCAAGACUCCCAUCCGGCUCUAUGGAGGAGCCCUCCUCAGCAUCGCGCUCAUCAUGUGGAACGCCCUGUACACCGCCGAGAAGGCCAUCAUCCGCUGGAGCCUGCUGGCCGAGGCCUGCUACUUCGCCGUGCAGUUCCUGGUUACCACUGUCUCCCUGGCUGAGAGUAGCCGGAUAGCCACAGGUGCCGUGCUCCUCCUGGUCAGCCGAGCCCUCUUCAUCCUCAUCAGCAUUUAUUAUUAUUACCAAGUUGGACGUCGUCCCAAGAAAGUCUAAUUGCUGGGCUUUUUUGUUAUGGGAAAGGUGGGAGGGGGGAGUUUGUGUCGGUAAUUUUGCAUUAUAAUUAUAAUUUUUAAAUUUUU
Messenger RNA from Passer domesticus (house sparrow), 1058 nucleotides. RefSeq names its product tumor protein p53 inducible protein 11 (gene TP53I11). Lineage: Eukaryota; Metazoa; Chordata; Aves; Passeriformes; Passeridae. Bases 403 to 972 code for a protein of 189 amino acids. The transcript is spliced from 7 exons. The record is from RefSeq and is a predicted model, not a curated record.